This is a messenger RNA of Eremomyces bilateralis CBS 781.70, 1976 nucleotides long. RefSeq lists its product as uncharacterized. Gene Ontology annotation, cellular component: nucleus; GID complex; cytoplasm. Bases 350 to 1690 code for a protein of 446 amino acids. The transcript is spliced from 4 exons. The record is from RefSeq and is a predicted model, not a curated record. Lineage: Eukaryota; Fungi; Ascomycota; Dothideomycetes; Eremomycetales; Eremomycetaceae. Gene Ontology annotation, biological process: proteasome-mediated ubiquitin-dependent protein catabolic process. Gene Ontology annotation, molecular function: ubiquitin protein ligase activity; protein binding.
AGUCCUGAUGAUUUUAUAUCUUCGUAUGGAAUAUCAAUUUGAAUCAUUGGCAUGUGAAUUGGAUUCUUUCUUGACAUCUCCAGCCUUGCACCGGCACGUCACUGUCCGACACCAUGAAAGCGGGGCCAAUCACCAGCUGAUGCCAUCCAUCAAUCAAUCACCUGGAGAGAAGCUCCGACUUCCGCUCACACGACCACCACGUUCGUUAUAUCACCAAUACCACCUAGUAUCCAUGGUUGCCAUGAGUGUGGCUUUUUCAAAUUCAAGACCCAGCUGAUCGAGGUCUUCGUGUUGCUUAAGACGCCGUCAGACAGCACCAACGUACCUGAACUGCUAUCGUAGCUUUGAUAUGCCUUCCGCCGAUCCGCCUCCGCCAGCCGGGCUGGCCGACCUCCAUACAUGCUUGGGGGAUAUGCAGAGGAAAGAUCAUACGUUACAAGCCGCGAUCGACGAAGUCCAAGUCCUCAUAGAUAUGGUGGAGAAUGCCAAACGAACCAUUACUGCUGAUCCCUCAAACGCUGCCACAACCCUCGUCAAACUACAAUCGUUAUCGAAGCAAUCCCUCGACAAGCUCUACAGCAAUGUUCCCAAAAAACCACAUGCUCUGCGAGGCAUGCACAACGCCCUGGGAGCGUAUGAGAAGGCCUUAAACAAGAGAUUCAAAGAUAAACCCUUUCCCAGUGCCUCAAACGAUGUAGUCUCUUCACAACCGCACUUACUCAACCGGGCCAUAGCUAUGCACCUCCUCCGCGAAGGCCAGUUCAACGUGGCGAACACCUUUAUACUCGAAGCGAAGUCGAAAUCCCCCCAUCUAAACGAUCUCCCAGACAUAAGCGCCGCCGGUGCCUCCCUGUUAAGUUCCCACUCGUUAUUCAGCAGUCAAGAAGACGACACCGACGCCAUGGACGAGGACCCAGCCGCCGCGGAGCUCGCCCCCACCUCCCUCCAACAAGAAUUUGCCGCCAUGCAUCACAUCCUCCACGACCUCCGCAUCAACCACAACCUCCUCCCCGCCAUCGACUGGGCCCGCCGCAACAGCCACGUCCUCGAAACCCGCGGCAGCAACCUCGAAUUCGAGCUCUGCCGCCUCGAAUUCAUCCGCCAAUUCGUCGAUUCCGCGCAAGAGCACGGCGACCACACCCUCCCGCUCCGCGCCUGGGCGUACGCCCGCUCCGAGCUCGCCUCCUUCGCCGGCCGCUACGCGCGGGAAAUCCACCAGCUCUCCGCGGCGCUGGCGUUCUGGCCAAAUAUAGCCACGAGUCCGUACCGGCACCUCUUCGACGCCGCGAGUGCGUGGGAGGAGGUGGCGGGGUCGUUCACGCGGGAGUUCUGUUCGCUGCUGGAGCUGAGCGCGGACAGUCCGCUGUACGUCGCGGCGACGGCGGGGGCGGUGGCGUUGCCGCCGUUGAUGCGGGUGCAGAAGAUCCUAGCGAACCGGAAGGCGGAGUGGACGAGUCGGGAGGAGUUGCCGGUUGAGAUCCCCCUUCCUCCUGCAUACCAUUUCCACUCCGUCUUCGUCUGCCCCGUCUCCAAAGAGCAGUCCACCGACUCGAACCCACCCAUGCUGCUCCCGUGCGGCCACGUCAUCGCCAAAGAGUCCCUGGAGAAGAUCAGCAAAGGCACGCGGUUCAAGUGCCCUUACUGCCCGAUGGAGUGUCACCCGCGGGACGCGAAGAAGGUGUACGUCUAGUUUGUAGAUAGGGGGUGACUGAGGCGGCAUUGCACGGCGUAUAGGCGGGUACGGAUAUCUGGGAAUGCGUAGGUGUUGGGGGAUUUUCUUUUAUUACGAUACUAGCAAUGCCACUCGCUUUAUUCUCUUCUCUUAAUCUUCUACUGUGUCUGAAUGAGGCUUGAUAUGUCGGUGACCGUGCUUAGCUGUAUUGAAGCUGCAAACUGUGGUAUUAGCCAGACAGCUAUGCUGUUUCUCAACCAACGUCGGGAUUUAUCAAUAAAUAUCAUACUUACAGUAGCCAGUC